UACCUAAAUAAUAUUUUAAUAAUGAACAAAUUUUCAGUACUAUGUUUCAUUAUUAUGAAUUGGACUGCACUGACUUGUGCACAAUUCGACGUUGUUCGCGAUACAGCUUCCGGUAAGGUUAGAGGUCAGGCUACAUUACUCACAGAAACCUAUCUAGGCAUUCCAUACGCAGCCCCCCCAGUGGGGCCGUUGAGAUGGAAGCCCCCACAGCCUCAUCCAGGUUGGAGUGACAGUGGCGAAGCGAGAAAUGCGACAAAAAUGGGGCCGUACUGCCCCCAACCAGGAUUUGGAGAUUCAACCAUAGCUGGGCAAGAAGAUUGCUUAUAUAUGAAUAUUUAUGUACCAAGGGCGCCUUCGUCGGAAUACUACCCUGUGAUGGUUUUUGUGCAUGGGGGUGGAUUUCAAUUCGGUAACGCAGACUCUUAUGACGGAACAAUUCUUGCUCUGAUGAACAAUGUUAUUGUUGUCAUAUUCAACUAUCGAUUGGGAUCUUUGGGAUUUAUGAGUACGGGUGACAAUCAAGUAACUGGCAACUACGGAAUGCUUGAUCAAGUCUCGGCUUUCCAGUGGGUGCAUGAAAACAUUCAAAACUUCGGAGGAGACAAAAACCGAGUUACCAUAUUUGGGGAAUCAGCGGGAUCUGUAUCCGUACUUAUGCAAGCAAUAUCGCCCCUGAAUCACGGAAAAAACAAAUUGUUUCAGAGGGUAAUCGCUCAAAGUGGGUUCCCGUUUUCAUGGUGGGGGUUCUAUUCCGACCCUCGUUAUCAAGCUGAAAAACUUAUGCGCGAGGCAGGCUGCCCGACUUUUUCUAUCUCCCUCGGAGUUCAAUGUUUACGAGAGCUGAGUUUUGAGGAUAGUAUGCAAUAUCAAGGAUCAUACCCUGCAAGUGCUAGUUUAGAAAUAGGCCCACCCUGGGUUCCCGUAGAUGAUGACGUAUUUCUCACAGACAUCCCUGACGUAAUGGUGACGUCACAAGAUUUGAUAAACGACAUGAAAGGAAGGUACGACUUCUUACUGGGUGUGAAUGAAUUUGAUACGACGGUUCAUUUUGACUUGGUUCGUACUGUUGAAACUGAAGAAGAUUUCAUAAACUUAAUGACGACAUUUUUCAAACCAUUUUUUGAAGAUCCGGACAAGAUGACAGAAGUUGUUAUGUACAACUAUCUAGAUCAGACAAAUUAUCCAACAACAGGUCACGAGUGGCAGCUAAUAUAUUUGAAUGUCACUCGAGAUAUUGACUUCCUUGUUCCGGGGUUAAAUAUGUCAAAUGUUGCGGCUGAUAAAUUUGAGUCGAACGUUUAUCAGUAUUAUUUCACGCAAUUACCGAGCGAUGCUUUGAUUGAAACGGGGGCAGCCUACCCUCGAGGUGAUCCAGUGCUUGCAAGUGGGGCGCGACAUGCUGAAGAACUACCUUAUGUGUUUGGUUUACCGUUUGUAAUAAAUGCAACUCAGCAAGAUCGAGAUACAAGUUCUGCAAUUAUGACGUAUUGGACAAAUUUUGCUAAAACAGGUGAUCCCAACCUUGGAGAACCCGUACCAACACAGUGGCCGAAAUAUAGUACGAGUCGUCAGGAGUAUUUAACAAUCGGUACGAAAGAUCCCGAUGUUAAUUUAACUCGAGUGCAAGAUCAUCUGGAAUCUGAUAAAGUUGUUUUGUGGGCUCAAGAACUUCCAUUGUACGGACAAGGAAAAGGACUAAAUGAUUCCAUCGCACAUCCCGAUCCUCCACCAUCAAAUGAAACAGUUUCAGAACAAGUUCAGCCUGUUGUUGAAACAAACAAAGGAAAGAUUCAAGGAAUUCGUAUUAAAAGAGAGGAUUAUAUCACGGAUAGAUUUAUGAGGAUUCCUUAUGCUAAACCUCCCGUUGGAAAAUUAAGAUUUAUGCGUCCAGAACCGCACCCUGGAUGGCAAGGAAUUUUGAAAGCAGAUGGAAAAAACUCUGAGAUAGAGUGGUUGAACGGUUGUGCUAUGGUUACAGCAGCAAGGAAUGGAACUUGGGGAAAAGAAGAUUGCUUGUUUCUCAAUGUUUGGGUGCCUGGUGGAAUAAAUGCAACAAGAGAUCGACUGUUACCAGUUAUGGUUUGGAUAUACGGCGGAGCUUUCAAACUCGGGAGAUCUACUGGUCCAUUGUUUAUGUAUAAUUUAGAAAAAAUAUCAAUUCAAGGACAAGUUAUUGGUGUUUCAUUGAACUACAGACUGGGAGCUCUUGGUUUCCUCAGUACACAAGAUGGAAAUGCUCCUGGAAACGCAGGAUUGUUAGAUCAAGUUGCUGCUUUACAAUGGAUCCAAGAUAAUAUUGCUAACUUUGGCGGAGAUCCUCAACAAGUUACUAUAUUCGGUGAAUCUGCGGGAGCUGCAUCUGUAUCCUACCAUAUGAUGUCACCAGUGAGUGCUAAUCUCUUCAGGCGCGGAAUCGCUGAAAGUGGAGUUGUGCCGGCACAAUGGUCUUUUGUUCGAAAUCCUUUAUAUUGGGCUCGGAAACUUUCGGAAAGAGUCGGAUGUCCAACAGAAAAUAACCAAUUGCUUGUGAAAUGUCUGCAAAAUAAACCAUUGAAUGACGUAGUGGUGGCGAGCGAUAUGGAUGAUCCUCUGGAACACGGGGGUUUUAUCUACUCAGCCUGGGCUGGAGUUGUUGACGGUUAUUUUAUACCAGAAGAUCCGACCAAUACGCUCCAGUGGUCAAAAGAUAAAGAUUUCUUACUUGGACAUAACAGCAUGGAUGGACAUUUGUUCGCCUCGUUUGAUUCUCCGACUAUAAAUGUUGAAAGUUUACCGAUGUCUCAUGCUGACGUUAGACUGGCAUCCACAAAAAUUGCACCUCAUGUACCAGAUCAUGUGUCAGAAGCUAUUUCAUUCAAGUAUAUUGAUUGGGAAAAACCAGCCACAGACACAUUAUGGCCGAAACUUGCCAUCGUUGACAUGUACACCGACUCAAUGUUCGCCACUCCAACUUAUUGGACAGCAAAUGAAAGAUUGUUAGCUAAUGGCACUGGCAGAACAUACAUGUACAGAUUCAGUGAAAAAUCAAAUAUACAAAUCUGGCCGGAAUGGAUGGAGGCUGAUCAUAUGGCUGAAUUAGGAUAUGUAUUUGGACAUGAUUACCGGCGCAGAAACUUUACAGACGAAGAGUUGAUACUAAGCAAAGCUAUCAUGACUUAUUGGACUAAUUUUGCUUGGAGUGGAAAUCCCAAUUAUCCCAACCAAGGCGACAUAUUUGCAGAAUGGCCUGAAUUUACUUCUGAUACAAAAUAUGCUCUUGAACUCAACUCCAGCACUGCAUCGGAACCAGAUAAAUAUCCUCAUAUUUUAAGUAAUUACAGAGGAGAGAUUGUUGAAUUCUGGACAGAUUUAUUGAAAUAUAUUUGGACUCUUCCGCUUGGUUCAUGUCCAGCUGAUAAUUCAAAAUCUAAGAUUUCCGAUUCGACGACAAAUGUUGAAAAAACUGAUAUUAAGAUUCAAUCUAGAGCAGUAACAUGUCCAUCAGAUCCUCUGAUACGAGCUACAGAAAGUGGAUGCGUACAAGGAUAUGAAUAUGAGUCUAAUGGAAAAAUAAUUGAAAGAUAUCUUGGGAUUCCAUACGCUAAACCACCUAUGGGUAACUUACGAUUUUCAAAAGCAGAAAAAUCUGACGAAUGGUCUGGCAAUCUCAAUGCAACAAGUUAUCAAAAAAUUUGUCCACAAAAUUCAGUUUUGGAUGAAACGAUGAGCGAGGAUUGUUUGUAUUUAUGCGUAUAUGUUCCUCAAGUCAAUGUUACUGCUGAUACGACAGCAGGGUUGCCAGUUAUGAUCUGGAUUCAUGGUGGUGGAUAUCAAAUUGGUAACGGGAUGGAAAAAUUGAAAGGUGACACCCUCGCUGCACUUGGUGACGUCAUUGUGAUUAAUUUCAACUACAGACUUGGAAGUUUUGGAUUCUUAACGACUGAUGAUGAAUAUUCUCGAGGAAAUUAUGGAUUGUUUGAUCAACAAAUGGCUUUGAAUUGGGUGAAAGAUAACAUCGGAAAUUUUGGUGGUGAUCCAGAUAAAAUCACAAUAUUUGGGAACUCAGCAGGAGGUCAAAGUGUUUUGCUUCAUUCACUGAGUCCAACUAACGUUGAUCUAGGAAUAAAUAAAGCGAUUAUUGAAAGUUCUGCGAUUAUUCCGUAUGACGACAUGAAACAACUCAAUAAAACUGUCAGCUUAGCGCAGGCGGCAACUUGUGACGUCAGUUCCGGAAAUGAUGCCAUAGUCAAUUGUUUACGUAAUCUUGACGCAGCAUCGUUGCUGGCUUUUCAAUCCUCCACAGGACUAAGCUAUCUUCCAACAAUUGAUGGAGAAUUUUUUCCAAAUCAUCCACGAGAGCUUGCCACCGAAGACCAAGUCAAAAAUUGGAAUUAUAUUAUUGGUGCAAACAACGGAGAUGGGAGUGUAAGAUGGGGAGAUGUACAAACAAUUAAUAAUGAAGAGAAAUUCCAUGAAGUCAUCAAUAAAUGGUUGGAAGCAACUUAUGGUUGGAGAACAAGUUUAAUAGAUCAACAAUAUGCUGAUUACGAUGAUUUGAAUUUCUUUCAGGAUGAACAGAAAAUGCAAAUUCAUUUAACGAAUUUAUUUGGUCAAGAACGAUACAUCGGUCCUGCGUUACAAAUUGCAGAUGAUCAUAUUCAACUCGGAGCCGAAGUUUAUUUCUAUUAUUUCACGUAUCCCCAUGACAGGCCAGAUUUUUAUGGAUUUCCGUCAUGGGCUGGCGCUGCUCAUUCUGCGGAGUAUUCUUUUGUAUUCGGUGAUGUCAUUUAUGAUGUCACACAACCAGAAGAAGUCAAAGAUUUGAGCAGAAGAAUAAUUCAGUAUUGGAGCAAUUUUGCGAAGACAGGGAAUCCUAAUACAGGAUAUUCUAUUGACCCUGAACCGGAACUAAAUUGGGGAAACUACAAGGGGUCACGACCUGCAUCUUCAGGGAAAAAUUACAUUCAACUUGAUCUUGGUAACAAAACGAUGAUGUUGCAAAAUUUACUUCCAACUGAAAAUGCUUUCUGGAAUGAACAUUUGAUCGCUGAAGCUGAAUUCUGCGAAAUUGAAAUUGUGGAAACAACAACUCCUGCGCCUCCCAUAACUGACCCAGACAAUCCCUUAGUAAUGACGAGUGGAGGAAGAAUUCGUGGAAUGAGAAUUAAGAAUGAAAUGUAUGACGUUCAUGUUUUCCUUGGAAUUCCAUUUGCAAAACCACCUGUUGGAAACAGAAGAUUUACUAAAUCAGAAAAAGCUGAUCCAUGGACGAACAUACUUGAAGCAAACAUUCCAAAACCUCCUUGUCUUCAAACAACAUUUGACGGAAAUAUGAUCGGUGAUGAAGAUUGUCUUUAUUUGGAUGUUUUUAUGCCAACUGGAUUGAUUGGUACAAAUACGACAUCGACACCUGUAAUGAUGUGGAUUCAUGGCGAUGCUAACGGAGAAGAUCCUGGAAAAUAUGCUGGCAGUUUUUGGAGUGGUGGAGGGAGUCCAGGAUGGAACUCCGAAUACAACACCCUAGAUCCAUCAUACAUUGCAAGUUUCGGAGGAGUCGUGAUAAUUCGACCGAAUUUUAGACUCGGAGCACUUGGAUUUUUAACAACUGAAAAUGACGUAAUGAAAGGAAAUUACGGACUUUCUGAUCUUCGACAAGCAUUGCUAUGGGCAACUGAAAAUGCUGGUAAUUUUGCCGGGGAUUCGAAGAAAUUGACGUUGAUCGGGCAAGGAUCCGGAAGUGCAGCAGCUGAGUUAUUGGCAAUAUUACCAUCUACAAGAUCCCACGUAAAAAGAUCGAUCAGUCAAAGUGGAUCGAUAUUCUCACCCUGGGUUUUCUGUAAUCCAGAUGAAUGUAGAAACAUCGCUAAAUCAGUGGCAGAAUCGAACAAUUGCGGAAAUUUUGAAAACGAGGCUGAAACAUUAGAUUGCUUGCGUAACCUUAACGCAAAUAAUAUUGUCCAAUCAAUCCCCUUAAAACCAGUGACGUCAAACUCUGAUGACGUCAGUAAUGCAUGGGGCACUUGGAGAUUUACAAUUGAUGGUGAUAUCAUUCCAGAUGACGUCAAUAUGACGCAAUUAUUUUUAGAAUCGGAGACCGAUUUUAUGACUGGAACAACGAGUCACGAAUUCUUCAGAUAUUUAAAGGCUGCAUAUCCAGAUUCAGUAGGCAGAUCACAAUCAGAAAGCACUUUCCUUCAAACUGCUAUAAAAGACACAUAUCGAUUUCUGAUUGGUGGAGAAAUUGACCAAUGGUCUCCUGAGUUAUACAACACACUUACACAUGAAUAUACAAACUGGGAUGAAACAGAAAAUGUUGAAUUUGAAUCUUCAGUCAAAUAUUUUACUGAUUUCAUGUUUGCUGUGGAUUCAUCAAGAAGUUUGGAAGCAAAAUUAGAGUCAGGGAUCGGAUCUCUCUAUCAAUACGUUCUUACUCGACCUCUUGCAUUAUUGGACACUUCUUCGUUACCUGCAUGGCUUGGAGGACGUCAUGGUGAUGACGUCAUAUACACGUUUGGUUUACCCUUCACACAACCUUCGAAGUUUUCGGACAGUGACAGAGAAUUCAGUUUGGCAAUGAUUGGAUAUUGGACUAGUUUUGCGUGGGGAGGAAACCCAAACAACGCAUUUUCAUCAAACACUUGGACAGAAUAUACAAAUGAAAGAAAAUCUUAUUUGGAAAUGAAUUCAAAUCUUAUUCAGCCAUUGAACAAUCCAACUGAUUAUAACAUCGAAAAAAACAAUUUAUGGAGCCAGGUUGUUCCUCAGUUUCCUAAAGUUCCUGUUCCUGCAACAACAACACCGAUUUAUUCUACAAUUUCAUCGAUUUCUCCCACUGACCAGUGUCCAGACCCGAUUCCACCUAUCGGGGAAGGUCUUGGACUUUCCCUAUCGCCAACUCAGGCCGAUACCGCAAUUUAUGCCAUGUUUAGUGUUUGUCUUAUUCUUGGCGUGAUUUUAAUAUUACUAAUUGUUUUGUGGGUGUGUUAUGGGCGUGGUGCACAAAGAAAAGGUGUGACUGCCGAAAAACGAAAUAAUACUCUACACGAAAAUGCCGCUUUUGAUAAUAAAUCUGAAUCAAAUAAUUUUUCCGCUCUUUAAAAUGGCGAAUUUACUUUUAACUAAUUCGGAAAUUUAAUAUUUUUAUAACGUAAAGUUAUAAUUGUCAACUUUAUUUUCCGAACUCCGUUUACUAGUCUUUUCCUCAAACUUUCUAAUUACAAUUUUUUGCUGCAACAAAUUAUGAUGUGUCAAGUUUGGAUUGGUUGUUAUGUAAUUCUACGUACCUGUGACGUAUUUAUGUUUGUGCCGAUCAUAGCACGAGUCUAGCGAUUAGUGAUUUUUAACCUUAUUUGGUGGCGCGGUGGUCUAAUGAAACAUUCCUAAGACUUGGGAAAUUUAAUUAUCUUUUAUAUUCUGGAUUGUCGAAUGUAAAUAUAUAAAGCAAACUUGAAAGUUGUUGAACAGAAUUUUAUCAAAAGGUGUUUGUUUAUAAUCAAACAAUAUACACAUAAUAAUAACGACUCUUAGAUUUGAAUGUGAACUUGUGGAACUUCUGGGCUGCACUGACGGAACACAAAAAUGUUUCGGAACCCUUGUUGAUAACCACUGUCACUGACAUAUGAAAGAUGUUCAGUUCUCCCUUGACCUGUCUGUUCUAUACUGUCUAACUGUGUUAACCUGUUCCUAUCGUAAUUGAAAUACGUAAUACAAACGAAAUACUGCACUUGUCUUUUAA
This is a messenger RNA of Styela clava, 7714 nucleotides long. Lineage: Eukaryota; Metazoa; Chordata; Ascidiacea; Stolidobranchia; Styelidae. The record is from RefSeq and is a predicted model, not a curated record.